AUGUCAAAGCAUCUGCUAUGCCUCGUCAUCUUAAUACCCAUCAUUUCAAGAGCAGCGCACUGGCUCCGCUUCGAGAUUAAUCGAACACAGGCGGCUGCUAUUUCUGAAGCUGCUUGGCAGACAUUCCAGUAUCGCAAUCGGAACAAAACUAUAAACUCACAUCACGCAACAGUGUUCAGAAGUGAAGAGCCCCUUCCACCUGAGGCCCUGCUUCCGCCUCAUCAAAUGCUCUUCUUACUGGGCCCCAAAUUCUUUAAUCCUCAUCUUCUCUCGCUCUCGAAACCGUGGGAAAGAGUGCUCUACCCUCAGGGGCGACUUGUGUUUCCAAAAAAUCAAAGCACCUCCUUCAAUGAGAUAAAGGAUCGUGUAGAUAUCCUCAGGUUAUACAAACACAAGAUAUCUGUGAGGCGAAUCGAUAGAAUGAGCGGAAUUUACACGGCGUGCCCGCUUCUCCAGAUCUGGCGAGACUACGGCGACCACUACUGGCCGCGUUGGGUGAAAGACGGUCGCUGUGUGAACCUCGGUGGCAGUUCGUGCUCCCUGCCACCUGGAAUGUUCUGUUCUGGUCACAGAGAGACCACUGUGGUGCUGCUGAGGCAACAGUUGUGGUCUACUUGCGUGUCCCGGCACCCCUCCCUAUGCGAGGUUGCAUCGUGGCUACCAGUGCCUCCCCUCUCUGCGGGUAGCAAAGAUGAAUCGCUCAGCCUAGAGCCCUCCAGUAAUGGCGAGGACGAAGUCUGUGCGGCGGCGGCAACAACUGUUCAGGCCACACGCAAACGCCUUUGA
Messenger RNA from Mesocestoides corti, 786 nucleotides. The record is from the annotation of a GenBank genome assembly. Lineage: Eukaryota; Metazoa; Platyhelminthes; Cestoda; Cyclophyllidea; Mesocestoididae.